Messenger RNA from Acipenser ruthenus (sterlet), 5452 nucleotides. RefSeq names its product protocadherin-10-like. Bases 438 to 3422 code for a protein of 994 amino acids. Lineage: Eukaryota; Metazoa; Chordata; Actinopteri; Acipenseriformes; Acipenseridae. The record is from RefSeq and is a predicted model, not a curated record. The transcript is spliced from 5 exons. Gene Ontology annotation, molecular function: calcium ion binding. Gene Ontology annotation, biological process: homophilic cell-cell adhesion. Gene Ontology annotation, cellular component: plasma membrane.
UCUGCCGGCAGAGAUCACAGGAUCUGCAGCUGGGACAGUGAGACUGUAUAGAAAAAACAGAAAGAUAUUUCUUCUGAGAGAUAUAAUUAUGUGUGAAAGCUAGAUUUUACAAGGUCUCUGUGUACUUCAGUAAAAACUUAAUAGAUUUUUUUUUUCAACACAUAAAGGACAUGUUCAGAUGCUGCAUCACCUUGUUUACUCAGAAGCCAAAGCUCAGAAAACCCAAAAGUACCAAAAUAGCUUAUUUGGGAUCAAACGGCUAUAUCUAUCAGGAAAGUUCAGCGGCAAUGGUCUGUGGCUACAAGGAAUAAGAGGACAUCAAUUAAUUAACUAAUGUGGGAAACCUUACAUGUUCGUCAUUCUUUGGAGUGAGGUGAUGGGGAAAUUGUAGGCUAAGACAGCAGGAAUAAACACAAGUGCACUUUUCUUAUUUGGAGAUGAUUGUGUUAUUUCUCUUGUUCUGUAUCGUGGAUGGAGAGGUCUCCCAGAUACGCUUUUCUGUUCCAGAGGAGCAGGACCAUGGCACGUUUGUGGGAAAUAUUGCAGAGGAUUUGGGAAUGGACAUAACAAAACUUUCAGCGCGUAGAUUUCAGACUGUGCCCAGCUCUAGGACUCCUUACCUCGAAGUGAAUUUGGAAAACGGAGUGCUUUUUGUGAAUGAGAAAAUCGAUAGGGAGGAGAUCUGCAAACAGAGCGCUACCUGCCUUCUGCACCUAGAGGUGUUUUUAGAGGACCCUUUAGAGCUGUUCCGUGUGGAAAUUGAAAUCGUGGAUAUCAAUGACAACCCUCCAAACUUCCCCGAAACCGAUAUUCUCGUAGAAAUCUCGGAAAGCGCCUCUCCUGGAACUCGCUUCCCGCUCGAGAGCGCAUUCGACCCAGACGUUGGCACCAAUGCACUCCGCACCUAUGAAAUCACCACAAACAGCUAUUUUUACCUUGAUGUACAAACACAAGGUGAUGGGAACAAGUUUGCCGAACUCGUACUGGAAAAGCCGCUGGACCGGGAGCAGCAAUCAGUACACAGGUAUGUAUUAACUGCGGUGGAUGGUGGUCUGCCUCAGAGAACCGGGACGGCGUUGCUUGUCAUUAAAGUGCUAGAUUCCAAUGAUAAUGUUCCGGUGUUUGAUCAGUCUGUGUAUACUGUCAGCUUGCCUGAAAACUCUCCAGUGGGCACGCUGGUCAUUCAGUUAAAUGCUACGGACAUGGACGAGGGACAGAAUGGUGAAAUUCUGUAUUCGUUUAGUAAUCACAUAUCCCAGAGAGUAAAGGAUCUGUUUAAUAUUGACCCAAGAACUGGCAGAGUGGAAGUGAGCGGGGAGGUUGACUUUGAGGAAAGCAGCGUGUAUCAAAUCUACAUACAAGCGAAGGAUUUGGGACCUAAUGCUGUGCCAGCUCACUGUAAAGUUGUGGUUAAAGUGAUAGAUGUGAACGAUAAUGCCCCUGAGAUCAGUUUCAGCACCGUGACCGAAUCAGUGAAUGAAAAGGCUGCCCCGGGCACUGUGAUCGCUUUGCUUAGCGUAACGGAUAAGGACUCCGGGGAAAAUGGACAGAUCCACUGCGAAAUUCUGGGAGACGUACCUUUCAAGCUCAAAUCUUCUUUUAGCAACUACUAUACUAUUGUUACUGAUGGACCUUUGGACAGGGAAAUCGCUGAUUCCUAUACAAUAACAGUUGUGGCAAAAGACAAGGGAUUCCCUUCCCUAGCCACAAGCAAGUCCAUUAAAGUGCAGGUGGCAGAUGAAAAUGAUAACGCUCCGAGGUUUACGCAGGAAAUCUAUGAUGUAUACGUGACUGAAAAUAAUGUGCCAGGAGCUUAUAUUUAUGCAGUAAGUGCGAAAGAUCCAGACAUCGGGCAAAAUGCAUAUAUUGUAUACUCCAUAUUGGAGUGUGACAUUCAGGGUAUGUCUGUUUUUACCUAUGUGUCAGUCAACUCUGAAAACGGCUACCUGUAUGCACUGAGAUCGUUUGAUUAUGAAAUGUUAAAAGACUUUAGCUUCAUGGUGCAAGCAAAAGACUCCGGCAACCCUGAAUUAUCUGCUAAUGCUACAGUGAACGUUGUCAUAGUGGAUCAAAAUGAUAACGCACCUUCAAUCGUUUCCCCACUUGGUAAAAAUGGCACCGCCAAAGAGCAUUUACCCCGUUCUGCAGAACCUGGGUAUUUGGUGACCCGGAUAGUCGCAAUUGAUGCGGAUGAUAGUGAGAAUGCCCGUCUGUCUUACAGUAUAUUAAGAGGUAACGAGAUGGGAAUGUUUCGAAUGGAUUGGAGAACUGGGGAACUCAGGACUGCCAGAAGGGUCCCAAGUAAAAGAAACCCGCAUCACCCCUACGACUUGUUGAUUGAGGUAAGGGACCAUGGACAGCCACCUCUUUCAUCCACAGCCAGCAUUCACAUCAUGAUUGUGGACAGUGUCGUGGAAGGACGCAGUGGGGACCAUGGUUCAACUAAAACAAAGGAGACCUCUUUAGACUUGACUCUCAUUCUUAUUAUCGCACUGGGCUCCGUGUCAUUUAUAUUCCUCUUGGCUAUGAUCGUGCUGGCCAUCAGGUGCCAAAAGGACAAGAAACUGAACAUUUAUACAUGUUUAGCCAGCGACUGCUGCCUCAUCUGCAGCCCUUGCUGUAGCAGGCAAGCAAGAGCCAGGAAGAAAAAGCUUAGCAAGUCUGAUAUUAUGCUGGUGCAGAGCUCGAAUGUGACCAACACGACACAGGUCCCCGUGGAAGAAUCCGGGAGCUUCGGUUCCCAUCAUCAAAACCAGAAUUAUUGCUACCAGGUUUGUCUAACCGCGGAAUCUGCCAAAACCGAUCUGAUGUUCCUAAAGCCCUGUAGCCCUGCCAGGAGCACAGACACAGACCAUAAUCCCUGUGGAGCCAUAGUGACAGGUUAUACAGACCAGCAGCCUGACAUCAUAUCUAACGGCAGCAUAUUAUCAAACGAGACAAAACACCAGCGAACUGAACUCAGUUAUCUUGCAGACAGACCGCGGCGUGUAAACAGUUCUGCUUUCCAGGAAGCGGACAUAGUAAGCUCCAAGGACAGUGGGCACGGGGACAGCGAGCAAGGAGACAGCGAUCACGAUGCCACCAAUCGAGGGCAUUCUUCUGGAGCUGAUCUCUUUUCCAAUUGCACAGAAGAGUGUAAAGCCCUAGGGCACUCAGAUCGAUGCUGGAUGCCCUCUUUUGUGCCAUCAGAUGGCCGCCAGGCUGCAGAUUAUCGCAGCAAUCUGCAUGUCCCAGGAAUGGACUCUGUGCCAGACACUGAGGUAUUUGAAACUCAAGAGCAAACUGGGGAGAGAUCUUUCUCCACCUUUGGCAAAGAGAAGUCACAUCACGGCACCCUAGAGAGGAAAGAGUUUGAUGCACUUCUGUCUAGCACACGUGCGCCUUACAAACCACCUUAUUUGUCGCGGAAAAGGAUUUGCUAGUCCAUAUUGUGUGGACAUACCUGAGACGGCAUGAAUUUGCACAAUUAGUCGACAAACAAAAGCAUCAAGUUUUCAACUUCAUUAUCUUGGCCAUCCAGUUGUUCGAAACACUUGGCUUGUCCUGCCUUUGAAGGGACAGGAGAAAAAAAAUGAGCGAUGGCCAACACUAGGACCUUAUUGCUCUCAGCAGGCCUGAGAAAUGAGUUGAAAUGUGUGGAACUAUUAUAACGAAACUAGAGGUGACAGAGCUUACCUCUCAGAUCGGUGUGUGCCUGUUUACAGCACUAUGUAUAUCUUAUAUUGUCACUGAGCCCUUUAGAUGUUUAUAUUCACACCAAGAAGCCAAUUGUACAGAUAAACUAAAAAUGUGUGCAUUAUAAAUGCAAUAUCACUGUUUUAGACUGUUUUCUAUUACUUUUGUGUGGUCAGGUGUUCCCAGACUUAUUCCAACUUUACAAGGAAGAUUGUGACCAUGUUCUGUUCACCGAUCGAUCAGAACAGACCUACAACUUAAUCAAAGACAUUCAGUAGUUUAUAUCAUGUGUGCAUAGUGUUUACUGUACUAUUUCAAAGCUUCUAAAUAAAUAUCAAUAUAUAUAUAAAUAUAUAUAUACUUUUCUGAAAGUGUGGUAUCCAUUGGUCAGUUUCUUAUAUGCCAUAGAAUUUCAUAAACUGACAUCUGCUAUUUUAGAGGACUUACUGUAUUACAGGAGGUAUUCAUGUUGGAUCAGCCUUACUCUCACUUUCACCGAACUGCUAUUUUCACUUUUGGAAAUUCAUGUCAAUAAAAAAAUAUUUAGAUUUUACUCAUAGUAAUUCUGUGUUAUUGUAACCGAUAAACAUGAAGAAAAGGUGAAGGGAACCAUACGAUAAAAGGUAUAAACACAUAUUUGCACACACCCCCCCUCCCCCCCCCCCCUCCACACACACACAGUAUAUUCCAUAGGGGGUGAUUAAUAAACUGAUGAAUCCAGAAUGUUUUGGCUAAUGUGUUUUUGUUUCUUUGACACUUUGUAUGAUCCCAUUAGUUUUGUUUAGUUUUUUUUUUUUUUUUUUUUUUUAAUGUAAUCCCUUUUUAAGUCCUACAUAAGUGUUUAAAGUAGAGAUCCAAACCAGAUGGAAUUUGUCAUGGUUCUGACACAUUCCUCAUUACCAGAUCUUUAAUACCAUUACUUAACAUUGUAUUAGUUUUAUUCAUGUUGUUUUACACUAUGAACUAGCUAAGCAAACAUUGUGUAAAGCAAACAUUUAACUCAGUUGGCCAACUGAAUUUUAUGCAGCAGUAUCAAACACAGAUACAAAAUCUGUUUUACAUUUUUUUUAAAUUUUUUUAUUAUGAUGUACUUUAUUGCAACCAAAACAAAUAUGUAAACAGUUACUGAACUUAACUAAUACUUUUUUGUCCUGCCUAUAAAUGAGAACAUUCUCAUAACAUUUGGCUGACAUCUGAGAUAUUGGUCCAAAUGCCAGUGAAAACCUUAUCAUCAUUAAUCCUCUAUGAUUUACAUAGUAAUGUCACAGUAGUCUGGACUGUUGCUUUCACAGCUAAAUAAGCUAAUGUGUUUUUAACUUCUAUAUUUAAUAUUUUUGUGACAUUACUGGGUUGACAGCUUACAGGAUGUCUCCUAAAAAAUUGUUUAGUAGAGAAAAUCCAAUUUCUUUACUUAACAAAAAAAGUGUCAUUGAAUGCAAUACAUAUUUUAUAGAAAACAAAAAUAAUAAGCAGUAGGAAAAAAAGAAUAGUCUAAAGUUGUAUUUCUAGCAAGUAUUGGGGCCAUAAUGUAUGAACAUAUUUAAGUUUUUUAAUAAUGUAUAUAUUUUUUAUACUCAUGUCUGUAAUUCAAACCUAAACCUUAGAAUAUCAUCAAUAUUAAGAUUGCUUAUUGUAACAGAAAACUGGGUUCUAUCAGUGAGCAUCACCUUAAAUAAUCAAGCUGUUUUAUCUUAGCGGCGUUGCAUCUUUCAGGUGCAUAAAACUGGAAGUUGGUUUAUCUGGAAUAUAUAUCAUAAUAAACUGUGCUUUCACUGUC